Panicum virgatum (switchgrass) is the source of this 4642-nucleotide messenger RNA. RefSeq names its product pentatricopeptide repeat-containing protein At2g22410, mitochondrial-like. The record is from RefSeq and is a predicted model, not a curated record. The transcript has 3 exons. Gene Ontology annotation, molecular function: RNA binding; protein binding. The coding region runs from base 194 to 2191 and encodes 665 amino acids. Gene Ontology annotation, biological process: RNA modification. Lineage: Eukaryota; Viridiplantae; Streptophyta; Magnoliopsida; Poales; Poaceae.
UCUACGCCGGCGAUAUGGCAGGUGGCAGCCGUCUGGCCGCUGGCGGGGUGCCGCCGCCGUUCUCCGGUAGCGCAGCCCAUCCUUCUCUUCUCGCGUUCCGAACUCGGUCACGGGGGCUAGACGGCUAGUAAUUCGCACGGCCAAUCAAAUCUCGGAGGGCGCGCGCGCGCGCGGGCUUGGCGCUCCAACGAGGAUGCCGCCGCCGCCGCGGCCCUUCCCUGCCCCAGCGGCGACGGCGCCUCCUCCGCGGCCGGCGUGGAACACGAACCGCAACCUGGUGGUGACCCACCCGCUGCUCUCCCUCCUCGAGCGCUGCUCGUCCUUCCGGCGCCUCCUCCAACUCCAGGCGCUGCUCACCGUCUCCGGCCUCGCCGCGCACCGCUUCCCGGCCUCCCGCCUCCUCGCCUUCUGCGCGCUCUCCGACCCGCCGCGCCCCGCCCACGCCGCCGCCGUCCUCGCCCAGUGCGCCGAGGGCCCCAACGCCUAUAUGCUCGCCACCAUGAUGCGCGGCUUCCUCCGCGCCGGCCUCCCUGCCCGCGCGCUCGACCUCUUCCGCCGCGUGCUCCGCGACCGCCUCCCCGCCGACGCGCGCACCUUCGUCUUCGCCAUCAAAGCAGCAGCAGCCGCCGCCUUGUCCCCCGGUGAAGCUGUCCACUGCGUCGCCCUCAAGCGAGGGUUCCUCAGCCAGAGCGUGCUCGUGGGCAACGCGCUCGUCCACUUGUACGCCAGCAGCAUGUCGUUUCGGGACGCGCGGAAUGUGUUCAACGAAAUGCCCGACCGGGACGUCGUAUCGUGGACAACGCUGGUGGACGGAUACGCGCGCGGUGGGAUGCCCGACGAGGCAUGGCGGGUGUUCUGCAGGAUGGUGGUAUCGGAGGGCAUGUGGCCUAACGGGGUGACACUGGUCGCCGCAGCCUCGGCAGUUGGGCAGAUGGGGCUACUGGCUCUGGGGAGGACGGUGCAUCGUUGUGUUGCUGGGAGUGGUGUUGGUACGAGCGUUAACUUGGAGAAUGCGCUGGUUGAUAUGUUUGGGAAGUGUGGGUGUUUGGCCUCUGCAAAGGAAGUAUUUGAGGGAAUGGUGGUCAAGGAUGUGUACUCCUGGACGAGCAUGAUCAGUGCAUAUGCUAAGUGUGGUGAUUUGGAGAGUGCAGUGCAGCUGUUCGACGAAAUGCCUAUGAGGAACACGGUUUCUUGGAGUUGCAUGAUUGCUGCUUACUCACAGGCGAAUCGACCGGACGAAGCAAUGAGGAUGUUCAACGACAUGAUUGCAGCAGGAAUGGAACCGAUUGAUGCCACUCUUGUGAGUGUUGUGUCGGCAUGUGCUCAGUUGGGUUGCUUGGAUCUUGGUAGUUGGCUAUAUGAGACUUACAUUGUCACUCAUAAGGUUAGGCUUACAGUGAAUCUAGGUAAUGCAUUCAUCAAUAUGUUUGCAAAAUGCGGAGAUGUGGGUGCAGCAUCAAGAUUAUUUGACUACAUGGAAGAGAGGAAUUCAGUAAGUUGGAACUCGGUGAUCAUGGCCCAUGCCUCGCAUGGUCAGUCUGAAGAAGCUCUUCAUCUCUUUCAGCAGUUGAAAGGAACUAGUAUUUUGCCUGAUGAGAUCACAUAUAUUGGGGUACUUUCUGCGUGCAGUCAUAGUGGUUCAGUUUCUGAAGGGCAGCGCCAUUUCAAAGAAAUGAAGGUGGUUUAUGGGAUUGAACCCAGGGCUGAACAUUAUGCUUGCAUGAUCGAUCUUUUGGGUAAAGUUGGGCUUGUAGAAGAGGCAUUUGAAGUUGCAAGAAGUAUGCCAAUUGGAGCUGAUGUGGCUGGUUGGGGUGCUCUUUUAAACGCAUGCAGAAUGCAUGGUAAAGUUGAGAUUGGUGAAUGUGCUGCAGCUAAGCUUGCUGAGCUAGAUCCUUUUGACAGUGGAAUCUAUGUACUUAUGAGCCAAAUAUAUGCAAGUGAAAGCAAAUGGGACCAGGUGAAGAUGCUGAGGACAGUGAUGAGAGAUAGAGGUGUAAAGAAGAAUCCUGGAUGUAGUUCUAUCGAAGUGGAUGGAAAGUUUCAUGAGUUUCUGGCUGCAGAUGUUUCACAUGUCCACUCAGAAGAUAUAUAUGCUGCAUUGAAGAAUGUUUAUAUUCAUUUAAAAGCAGAAGGUGAAUUGCAUGCUGUGGAGCUUUUCUUAGGUGGAGUGUCUCCCUUUCAGAUGGCCUAGUUGCGGAAUCAGCAGAAGGCCUUCGUAUAUAUGAUUCAGGACAUCCGGACAGGACGAGUGAUCCUUCGCUGCGAUAGUACCGGCGACCUCUACACCAUCCCAUCAGUCGCCCCCGCAGCCACAAAAGCCAUGCUUGCCGCCUCUUCAUCCUUGUGGCAUCGUCGCCUUGGUCAUUCUGGUCCAGCAGUCUUAGCUACUUUAAAACAGAACAAUUUAGUUUCAUGUAAUAAAGUAGAUCGCUCGCUUUGUCAUGCAUGUCAGCUUGGCAAGCACGCGCGUGUUUCGUUUGCUACUUCUACUUCUCAAACUACUUCACCUUUUCAGAUAGUUCACUGUGAUGUCUGGACCUCACCGUUUGCUAGUAUUUCUGGUUGUUCCUACUAGGUUUUGUUGGAUGAUUUUUUGCACUAUUGUUGGACGUUCCCGCUUAAGCACAAAUCCGAUGUACAUCAGCAUAUCGUUGAUUUUAUUGCUUAUGCUUGCACUCAGUUCAGCCUUCCCGUUAAGUGUUUUCAAGCCGAUAACGGGACUGAGUUUGUUAACCACGCCAUGCACACCACCCUGUGCGCAAAUGGUGUUAUCUUUCACCUCUCAUGCCCUUACACCUCUCCACAGAAUAGCAAGGCCGAACGCAUCCUUCGAACUCUUAACAAUUCAGUGCGAACCCUCCUCAUCCAUGCCUCUAUGCCGCCCAAGUAUUGGGCUGAGGCGCUAGCAGCAGCCACCUAUCUGCUUAACCGGCGCCCCUCCUCCUCCAUUAGUAACGUGAUUCCCUAUUUUCGCCUAUAUAAUGCUUAUUCUGGGCGAGUGUGGUUUCGUGCCCCCGUCCGGUUCUUCGGCGUCUUCUUCUACGGGCGGGACGGAUUCCAGCCCACUUCCUGCGCCAGCAACGGCAGCUGAUCCACCUGCACCUCCUGGAGCGCCUAGUGCUUCUUCUGGGAUGCCUGGAGCGUCUGGUGCUGCUGUUCCUGCUCCUGGAGCGCCUCCUGGUGGUGCUGUACCUAGCGGGCGCUUCGGUCAAGUCUACACUCGCCGACCAGCUGCUGCUCCAACUACUACAUCUGUUCCUGGACGCUUCGGUCAAGUGUACAGCCGCCGACCAGCUGCUGCUACGGUGCCAUCUUCGCAGCCUGGUCGCCCUCUUUGCGAGCUCCCUCUACCGCAGCUGCAGGGCCACUACCUAGGCCCUCUUCCGGCGCGGUCUUCAGAAGCUCCUCCUAGAGAGCUUCCUCCACUUGAGCCUCCCGACGUCCGAUGAGUGGUUCUCCUCCACCGCCGGUCCUUCGCCGCAUUACUCGACUCCAGUCUGGUACAAUUCAGCCAGUUAGUUACAAGAAUUUGUUUGCUGAUCAUGUUGUUGCUUCUCCCGUUCCGGCCAAUUACCGUAGUGCACUUGCGGAUCCUAAUUGGCGAGCAGCUAUGGCAGAUGAGUUUCAGGUUCUGGUUGAUAAUGGUACUUGGCGCCUUGUUCCUCAACCUCCUGGAGCUAAUGUGGUUACUGGCAAUUAGAUUUUCAAGCAUAAAUUUCAUUCAGAUGGUUCUCUUGCACGUCAUAAAACUAGAUGGGUUGUCCGUGGAUUUUCUCAGCAGCGUGCAUAGAUUAUGAUGAGACUUUCAGUCCUAUGGUCAAGCCUGCCACCAUUCGUACUGUUCUUAGCCUUGCUGUAUCUCGUCAUUGGCCUAUUCGUCAGCUCGAUGUGAAGAAUGCCUUUCUGCAUGGACAUCUAGAUGAGACAGUGUACUGCCAGCAGCCUCCUGGUUUUGCUGAUCCUUCACAUCCAGAUUAUGUUUGUCUUCUGUAGAAGUCGCUUUAUGGGUUGAAGCAGGCUCCUCGGGCAUGGUACCAGCGAUACGCUACAUAUAUUCGUCAGUUGGGGUUUGUUCCGUCAGUCUCCGACACUUCCUUGUUUGUUUACAAGGAUGGCGCCAGCACUGCUUACAUGCUUCUCUAUGUCGAUGACAUUGUUCUCACUGCUUCGUCGACAGAUUUGCUUCUCUCCAUUAUUGGUCGCCUUCAUGUAGAUUUUGCUAUGACUGAUCUGGGUGAUCUACAUCACUUUCUUAGGAUUUUUGUCACCCGUACUUCAGAGGGUUUAUUCUUGUCCCAGCGACAGUACGUCUCGGAUCUGCUACAGCGCGCCGGUAUGAGCGAGUGUCACUCUACCUUGACGCCAGUUGAUAGCAAGCCCAAGCUGUCUGCUACAGAUGGUCCUCCGGUUACGGAUCCUUCAGAGUACAUGAGUAUUGUUGGUGCACUGCAGUAUCAUACUUUGACUCGUCCUGAUUUGGCCUAUGCUGUUCAGCAAGUCUGCUUGUUUAUGCAUGAUCCGAGGGAACCACAUCUUGCACUCGUCAAGCGGAUUUUGCGUUAUGUCAAGGGCACUCUGGACGCUGGUCUUUCUUUGGGAGUUGGCUCUGUCGACACACUCACCACAUAUUCUAAUGCUGAUU